Molecule: messenger RNA, 1332 nt
Organism: Hibiscus syriacus
Lineage: Eukaryota; Viridiplantae; Streptophyta; Magnoliopsida; Malvales; Malvaceae
Product: translin-associated protein X-like
Exons: 8
Coding region: 38-904 (288 amino acids)
Cellular component (GO): cytoplasm; nucleus
Molecular function (GO): RNA endonuclease activity; sequence-specific DNA binding; RNA binding
Source: RefSeq, a predicted model, not a curated record
AGCGCAGUCAAGAAGUAAAUGCGGCAAUAGAACACAGAUGUUGUUGUCUUCUUCAUCGGCAAUAAUUCGAAGGAUAUCACUGUCCUGGCUGAUUAUGGCCAACAAUUCUAAUUUCAAAUCCAACCGCCUCGCUUGUUCUGAGAGGUCCACGAAAAGAGCUAGAACAAUGAGCACACAGUCUUUCAUCAAGGACGCUUUUUCUAACUACGCUGAUUACCUUAAUGCCCUUAAUGAAAAACGGGAAAGGAUAGUUAAAGCUAGUCGUGAUGUAACUAUGAAUAGUAAAAAGGUCAUAUUUCAGGUGCACAGAAUAAGUAAAAACAAUAAAGAGGAAGUUUUGGAAAAGGCAGAAAAGGAUUUAGCUGCAGUGAGAGAUCUGCAUAUCUCUCGACUGGUGAAAGAGUUGCAAGGGACUGAUUUUUGGAAGCUACGGCGAGCAUACUCUCCGGGGGUACAAGAGUAUGUUGAAGCUGCAACAUUCUUCAAAUUCUGCCGAGCUGGAACUCUCUUGAAUCUUGAUGAGAUAAAUGCUAGUUUAUUACCACUUAGUGAUCCAUCUUUUGAGCCAUUGCAAAUUAACCUCCUUGACUAUCUCUUGGGGCUUGCAGAUUUGACAGGAGAGCUGAUGCGAUUAGCGAUUGGUCGAAUAUCAGAUGGCGAAGUAGAAUAUUCUGCGAGAAUAUGCCAAUUUGUACGUGAUAUCUAUAGGGAAUUGACUCUUGUUGUCCCACUUAUGGAUGAUAGUUAUGACAUGAAGACAAAGAUGGAUACAAUGCUCCAAAGUGUAGUGAAAAUAGAGAAUGCGUGCUUUAGUGUUCGUGUUAGAGGAUCAGAGUACAUUCCGCUUUUAGGGUCCAGUGAUCCAAAUUCUUUCUUAGUGGGAGUGUCUGAUGCAGAAUUAUGAAAUUCUUGGCUGGAUGAGUUGUUUCCUUCUCGAGAUACAAAGGUUUUGGUGUACGUCACGUAAUGUUUGCCGAGAUAGUUUUACGAACCGAAAGUUCCUUUAAGGCUUACACUUUGCUGGCUUUGUUUCUGGUGCACUUUGUUAAAGCUUGAUGUAGUUACCUUGCAUACUCUCUGCAAAUGGUUAUAACAGGGGAAAGAAUCAAGGUACUGUAUUUGGAAGCUUUCAUAUGACAAUUCUCUCUCUUGCCCAUAUUAGUUGAUGGGGAGUUAACAAUGGAACAUAGAAUUAGAAAUCUUUUAAAGGUGUCCUGAGUCUGACUCAUGAACUCAUUUAGAUGGGCGCAGUUUGACACUUGGAUCCAGUUUGCAUGGGUUGAGCAUGUUUUAAACAUAUUAGCAUCCUAUUUAAUGAUUGAUCCUGUUUAU